This is a messenger RNA of Lachnellula hyalina, 1026 nucleotides long. RefSeq names its product NAD-dependent epimerase/dehydratase (gene terH). Gene Ontology annotation, molecular function: oxidoreductase activity, acting on the CH-OH group of donors, NAD or NADP as acceptor. Lineage: Eukaryota; Fungi; Ascomycota; Leotiomycetes; Helotiales; Lachnaceae. The coding region runs from base 1 to 1026 and encodes 341 amino acids. The record is from RefSeq and is a predicted model, not a curated record. The transcript is spliced from 2 exons.
AUGUCCGAGUUAAAAACGACUAUUCCCAAGGGCUCCUUGGUACUAGUAACUGGUGUGACAGGUUUUGUCGCUUCACAGGUGGCCAAGCAGUUUCUAGAGCGCGGAUACAAAGUGCGCGGUACUGUACGAGAUAUCGGGAAAGCAGCCUGGCUUGUCGAAGACGUCCUCAAGUCCUACAUUGACGAGGGUGCUUUCGAGCUGGCCCUCGUGCCGGACAUAGCUGCUGACCAUGCCCUCGAUGAAGCAGUCAAGGGAGUUUCUGCAGUUGUGCACUUAGCCACAAUCGGCACUUUCGACCCGGACCCAAACAAAGUCAUUCCCCAGACAGUCGCUGGCACCAUGUCGGCCUUGGAGGCGGCAAUGAAGGAGCCGUCGGUGCUGCAGUUUGUUUAUACCAGCUCAAAGGGGGCCGCCUUGAUCCCCUCCGUAGGAGAUGCCACAAAUAUCGGACGGGACACCUGGAACGACAAAGCAGUUCAUUUAGCUUGGGCUCCUCCUCCGUACGAGCCCAGUCGCGGGAUGCUCGUAUACUUCGCUAGCAAGGUCGCAGCAGAGAAAGCAGUGUGGAAGUUUGUUGAGGAGCGGAAGCCGCACUUCACGGUCAACGUCAUCAGUCCCGCGGGAAUCAUUGGUGAACCGCUUAACAAGAAGCAACCUGGAUUCACGGCUUCUUGGAUACCGCAGCUAUACGAGGGCAGAACAACCUACUUGGACACAUCUGUUUCUAUAUAUUUUGUCGACGUGAAAGAUGUCGCGCUGCUCCACGUUGCAGCCGUCCUGGACCCCGAGGUUAAGAACGCCCGCUUCCAUAUUUGGGGCCAGCAUAGUAGUUGGUCCGACAUUGCUGUCAUUAUGCGAAAGCUCCGCCCGGACCACGAGUCCAUUCCUGAAUUUCCGACUCCCGAGUAUCUCACGAUAUCGACUGAUCAGAGUGAGACGUUGGCCUUGCUGAAGCAUUGGGGUGAUCACGACGGAUGGAGGCCGUUGGAGAAGACUGUUGCAGACAAUCUAAGUGUUUGCAAGUGA